UAAGGUAAAACAUUAAAACCUUAAACACCCACACCGACACUGCCACCACCCGCUCCAGACCGAAGAUCACUUACUCCGCCUCUUUCUGCCGCCCACUCUCCGAGUCUCUGUCUGUCUGUCUGUUGUGCUUUGUUUUUGGGAUUAUUAUUUAAAUGCGGGGCGCGAGUGACGAGAGAAUAAAGACGACGACGCCGGAGAUCAGAGAUACGACUGGACGGUAUAGCAGCUAUAGCGGCGCUCGGAUAUCUAUGAGCAGCGCGGCGGAGCGAUAAUUUCUCAUCAUGGCAUUAUCUCCCCGGAAAGAAAACGCGGGCGUGAAAGUAGCGGUGCUAGGCGACGCUGGCGUCGGGAAAACUGCUCUGGUGAUCCAGCUAUGCCUAAACCACUUCCUCGAACGCUACGACCCAACAAUCGAAGACUCAUACCACAAACACAUGAUCAUCAACCACCAGCCCUACUCCCUCGAAGUCCUCGACACCGGCGGUCUCGAAGAAUACUCGCCCCUGCGCGAGCAAUGGAUCCGCGACUGCGAAGCCUUCAUCCUCGUCUACGCCGUCACCUCGCGCGCGUCGUUCUCCAAAAUCGCACCGUUGCUGGCCGCGAUCGAGAGGCAGAAGGGCGAACGCGUGCCCGCGAUCGUGGUGGGGAAUAAAUCGGAUAGCGUGGGGGAGAGGCAGGUGUCCUCGGCCGAGGGAUCGCAGCUCGCGAAACAGAUUGGCUGUGAGUUUUUCGAAUCCUCGGCGAGGAACGAUAUCAACAUCACCCGCGCGUUCACCCAGAUCCUCAAAAUCGCCACACAAACGCGCGCAGCCAAAUCUGCCGCCGCGGCCGCAGCAGCAGCGGGUGGAUCUGGCACCACCAACAACAACAGCAAUGGGAGUAGUAUAAAUCUCGCGCCGAGAGACCUGUCGAAAGUGGUAGGCGGGUCUGCUGUGAGUGCGGGAUCGAAACGGGGCGGCGGGGCUGGCAAGACCGGAAAGUUGAAAAAGAGCAGCGACGAGAAAUGCAUAGUCAUGUGAAAAACUUGAACAGCAUCUGUGUAUGAUAGAAAUUCAAAGUCAUUAAUUAUCACAUUACAAUCAUAGUUUUUGGGUAAUAAUGUUAC
Messenger RNA from Myxozyma melibiosi, 1105 nucleotides. RefSeq names its product ras-like GTPase Ras2. Bases 282 to 1019 code for a protein of 245 amino acids. Gene Ontology annotation, biological process: Ras protein signal transduction. Gene Ontology annotation, molecular function: GDP binding; GTPase activity; GTP binding. The transcript has 2 exons. Gene Ontology annotation, cellular component: plasma membrane. Lineage: Eukaryota; Fungi; Ascomycota; Lipomycetes; Lipomycetales; Lipomycetaceae. The record is from RefSeq and is a predicted model, not a curated record.